UAUUAAUAUAUUAUAAGCAUUGAAUGUUGUUAUUUUCUCUUUAAAAAGAAACCUUGUAAAUUUAGUACAUUUCAAAUUUUAAAAAAAUAUUUAAAAAAGGAAAUGCUUGAUAUACCUGUUUAGGCAUGCCCUUAAGGGUAAAGAAAAAUAGUUCAUGUUGAAUACAAGUAUUGUCUUAAAACACAGGAAAGAUUUUUUUCCAUACAAUUUUUGGGCCUUUUAGUUUUAAAGUGCUCACAAAUAAUUCAUUAAGAAUAUUUACAGGUUUAACAUUUCAUAAUUAUUAAUAAUAAUUGUAAAAGCAAAUAAAAAGCAAGUUAGCUCUAAAAAUUAAUUAAGUAAACUCCUUCAUCAUUUUUCCUGUAUUACUUUCUAACUAACACAUUUUUAUACAUUUUUAGCAUUUAUAUCUACAGGCGUUAUAAAAGACAUUACGAAAAUGUCAGGAGAUCCAAAUUUGAUCCUCUUCAAAUUACAUUUUGUUUUGUUUAUAUUGCUAGGUAAGGUGUUAUGUCAUUAACGAUAACAACGGCACAAAUUCGAUUUAAAGUUAAAACAAAGAUGAAUAAUCUUAACCUUUCUAUUAACAUUUGUUUAGCUAUUUCCUACGAAAUAAGUUAACAUUUUCGUUCAAUUGUGCCUGGUGCAGAUCACUUAAGGCAGUCUUCAAAGCAGGUAUAAGACCCGAAUGCCCUUAAUAUUUCUCCACUAGGAAAACAAAAAUACUUAAUGCAAUUUGUCAUAAUGUUAGCUUAGUAAAAAAUUUCAUCAUUCCGUUAAAAUCUAAUCCAUUUUAUUUAGUUAAGCGUGCUUUAAUUACUAUAUUAUUAAAAUUUAUUUAUUUGGAUGGCUAUGUUUGAAAAAAUUGCAAUAAUUAAACUCAAAAUUAUAUUUAAAAGUGUUAAAUUUUAAUUAGCUUAUUAUUUUUAUAUGUUACCAUUAAAAAUACAAUUCUUUGUUUGAAAACCAUUAAUUAAAAAUAAUUUAAAAAAAACAAAAAAACAAAAAAAAAACAAAUGAACAAAUAAACUAUUUAGUUAAAAAAAAAUCACGUGUAAAAAUGUAGGCAUCAAUUCAUAUUAUACAAUUUAUGAACAUUUCAUUAAAUUUAUUCUAACAUGCAGGAUUGAGCCCUGGCACAAUGUUAGCCAAACUAACGAUGACAAGUAAUAGCGUCUGCAAAUAUGGACUUCUUAGUAACAUUGAUGAGAUUAAAGUAUCUUAUCAUCAUUGCAAUAAAACUUCACCAGUUGAUUCAGUACAAUUUUCAAUUAUAAAAGACUACAAUGCGAUUUCAAAGGUUCUGUAAAAUUAACGUAAUAUAUGGUAAAGUAGAAUAUGGGGAGGGCUGCAUUUAGAUUGAAGCAUUAAAAAAAAUAAAGCGCAGGGUAUGGAAAAACCUGAACUUAGACAAGUUGAAACAGCGUACGUUUCUGAUGAAAAAUGUAAAAAUUUUUGACAUUUAGAUAUUAAGAACACAACUCGGCUUUGUAGGAUCGGACCACAAAUUAUUCAAAUCUAACAUCGAAUCGUUUCUAAUAAGGCAUUCAAUAAGACAUACGAAUUUUGAGGAUGAUGUUAAAUGCAAAUAAAAAAACAAAUAGGCCUACAAUUGUCAAAUGUUUGAAGCCUGUAAUUACUUGGGAUUGAAUUUCAAAAAAAAAUUAAUGCUUAAAACCUAAAGAUGUUAUAUUUGUCAAGCAAACUUGUCGUUUCGUCAGCAAAAUAGACGUCGUUAAGCAAACCUUGUUCUUUUUAUAGGAUACCUUUAAUUAUUGCCUGUUUGUUUUGAAUAAUCGUCGUAGCGCUUCAAUCAUGCUUAAAUUACUACUGUUAUUUAUAUAAUUUCAUGAUUUACAUUUUAAAUAGUCUUAAUUUUUUGUCUUUAAAACAAACGGCAAAUAUUUUCGCUAUUAACAUUUAGUGUAUACAUUAUUGACCAAUAUACUUUGAAGAUUUUGAGGCACACCGUUUCCUCUGAUGGAAAGUCAUUUAAUUGCUGGAUCCCAGUUCUUGGAGCUUUUAAUGGGGCUACAAUACAGGUUACAAAAUAUGGCAGUAAGGAAGAGAACGAAAUAACAGAAUAUAGGAAAUUUCCUGAAAUAAGUGGUAAGUUAUUUGUGUUAACAAUUGUUUAUUUUUCAUACAGUAUAUAUCUAAUUAGUCUGUAAUUAAGAAUAGAAAUUAUAACAACGUCCUAUAUAAAUAUUUUAUUGUGCGUAUUCUAGGCAAUUGGGAUUAAAUUAUGCAAAAUUUAACCAAAAUCCGAAACGCUCAAUAACUUCUUCGAAAUCUUUCAAAACCUAUAGUAAUUGCAAUGAGCGAUGAGUUCUCAAGUCAUCAUUCCUCUCCUUAAAGUAACAUCUCCUCAUCCUCAAUAGCCCUCUUUAUCUCCUCAUCUCUGUCUCUGAAUUAUCUUAAUUUACAAAUCUUUAUCCUGUAGAUACAGUUACGCACUUGCAUCUAAUAUGAGAAAUUAAUCUCCUAUUUUAAUUUCAAUUUGCUCCUUGUAAGCAGUGCCUAACAGAGAACGAUACCAUAGAGUCAACAAUAUUAAAGAUACGACACCCAAAGCAGAUUCUAGCUACAAUUAAUAAGAUUUAUUAUGUCUUAAGAUAAUUACAAAAGAAAAGAAAUAUCAUUACAAAUCAUCAAUUUAAAGUAUGGUAGAUCUUGUACCGGUACACAGUUAACACAGUUAGAAUAAUGUGACAAUGAAUAAUGAUGAAAUGUGAAAUAAACACAUAUAUAAGAACACAAAGAAUAAUACACGUAUCGUGAAGUUAAUAAAACUUAUCGUAAUCUCUGUCUCUCCGUCCAUGCCUGUCAAUCCCUUAUAUAGGUCACGUAAGCCAUGCCUUCCAUAAAACACUUAUGGCGUGUUGUUUACAUUUCUCGGGCUAUCGAGCACAUUCGAGAAAAUACCCGGAAGACUGUCUAACAUGUUUAGUUGGUAAACACUAGUGUAAACAAAAUACAUCAAACGAAUAGGCCACGCCCACAACAGAAGUUACUGUCUGCUCGAUUCUAAUUUAGGUCAAGUAAAAUUCAAGCACGGGGUAUGUAUGCUACAUAACACCUCACCUCUUAAAAAAAAUUCAUUUUUCAAAAAUGGAAUGUUCUCUCCAUUAAAAAUUGAAGAAAGUACAUUUCUUACUUUCGAAAUAUGAGACAAAAAGCUUCUUAACAGCUUAUAAACAAUAAAAUUAGUGAAAAUUAAUUUUGGACAAAGUAUCCGCAAUGACAUUAUCUUUGCCUUUAAUAUUUUUGAUGUCCAAAUUACAUUCUUGUAAAAAUAGGCUCCAUCUUAACAAUCUUUGAGUUUUGGAGACCAUCUUAUUCAAAAAUGUUAAAGGAUUGUGAUCAGUAAAAACAAGUACUGGAUGUAAAGAACAACUUACAUACAAAUCCAAUUGUUGGAGUGCAAAAAUUAAACCUAAACAUUAUUUUUCUACUGUGGAAUAGUUGUCUGAUGAGAGUUAAUUUUUUUUUUAAUGAGAAAAAAGAGACAGGAUGAUCUACACUGUGGUCAUCUUCUUGAAAAAGAACUGCACCAAUGCCAACAUCACUGGCAUCUACAGCUAUUUUAAACUGUUUGUUAAAGUCUGGUGCAAUAUGAACAGGAGUAUUAGCAAUUAUAUUUUUAAUGUUUUUGAAUGCUUCCUGACAAGCAUCUGACCAAUACAAUUUUGCAUUUUUUUAACAUAUUGAGAAGCAAUACCUGAGAAAUUUGUGCAACAUUUUCUAUAGUAACCCACCAUUCCCAAAAAUCUCAUGAACAGUUUUCUAGAAAAGGUUUGUGAAAGUGAUACAAUAGCAUUUAUCUUAGCUUGAACAAGCUUUACAUGACGCUGACCCACUAUGUGACCUAAAUAUUUCACAGUUGCAUGACAAAAUACACAUUUAUCUAAAUUUACAGUUACAUUUGCCUGCAAAAUUUUUUUUAAACAGAGAUCUUAACUGUUUUACAUGAGUUGAAAAAUCUUGACUUUAAAUAAUUACAUCAUUAAAUAUAGGCGCUGCAAUUUUCCUGGUCAGCAUUAAUGUUAAUUACAAGACGUUGGAUUUAAGCCGGGGCAUUUUCCAUUCCAAACGGCAUUUCUUUGUAUUGGAAUAAAACAUCUGGAGUACAAAAAGCAGAGAUUUCUUUCGCUCUGUUAGAUAGAGGAACCUGCCAAAACCCUGAUAGUAGGUCUAUCUUGGUCACAUAUUGUCAUCACCUAUUCGAUCUAUAAGUUCGUCUAUCCUUGGAAUCGGAAAGGAAUCAGUCUUUGUAAAUGCAUUCAUUUUUCUUAAGUCAGUACAAAACCUGUAACUUUUGUCAGGCUUUGGGACAAAAAUUCAUGGUGAACUCCAGUACAAGAGCUUGGUUCAAUCAUGUAUUUUAUUUCAGACCGGAUUAUUUCAAGCUUUUCCAGAUUGAAAAUAUAGGUGUAUUGCUUGACCGGAACUGCAUUGCCAAUGUCAACAUAAUGUACAGCAAUGUUCGUUUUAUUAGGCACAUCAGGGAAGAGUAAAACAAAAUCUGCAAUAAGAUAUUUAACAACAUCCUUCUCUGACAAUGACAAAUGUCCUAGUUUCUUAUCUAAGUUGACAAAUACUUCUGAAUUUUUAGUUUAUAAUUACCAACCUUUUCUGAGACACUAUCAAAGGUUUCAGCAACAUUUUCUUUAAGUACUGAAGUUACAGUUGAAGGUUUCGAGGAUGGACAAUGAUAAUCACAUUUAAUUUUCUAUCAACUUAUUCUUUAAACAUAUUAAUGCGAAAUAACUGUUUCUUUCUUUUACGAUCUGGUGUUAACACAAUGUAAUAUAAAUCAUUAAUUUUGGACUCUACUACAUAAGGACCAAAAUGUCUAGCUUUUAGUGCCUGCCCUGGUAUCGGCAAAAGCACAAACACUUUUUCCCUAAAGCAAACUGUCUGAAUUUUGACUUUUUGUCAUACCAAACUUUCAUUUUAGAUUGUGAAUCUUUUAAAUGUGUUUUAGCCAAAUUAAUGGCAUUAAAAAGUUUACUUUUAACUUUUUGGACAUAUUCAAGAAGUUCUUCCGUGGGUGUCAAUGACAUCCACAUGUCUUUUAAAAGUUUAAGGGGACCUCGAACCGUGUGGCCAAAUAACAGUUCGAAGGGGCUGAAUCCAAGUGAUUCUUGAACUGCUUCUCUUGCGGCGAACAGUAGCAUGUUGAUGCCUUCAUCCCAGUCUUUCUCUUGUUCUAGGCAGUAGGUUCUCAUCAUGUUCUUCAACGUCUGAUGGAAUCGCUAAAGUGCUCCCUGUGACUCAGGAUGAUAUGCACUCGACAAGCAGUGCUCUAUGUCCAAUUGGUUCAUGACUUGUUUGAAUAGUCAAGCCUUGAAGUUGGUUCAUUGAUCAGAUUGUACCAACUUUGGAAGACCAAACAAUGUAAAAAAACUUCGUCAAGGCUUUGAGGAUGUUUGGAGUCUUGAUUUUGCGAAUUGGAAUAGCUUCUGGUAAACUUUUUGCGCACACAUGAUUGUCGGCAAGAUUUUGUGACCUGAUUUUGUCUUUGGCAGAGUUCCAUUGCAGACUAUAACCACGCUACUGAAAGGUUCUUCGAACGCUGGAAUGGGUUAAAGAGGAGCUGCUGGUAUCUUCUGAUUUUGUUUCCAUACUUCUUGACAAGUAUGACAUGAUCUGCAGUAGUCAACCACAUCUUUCUUGAUUUUGGGCCAAAAGAAGUGUGACGUGAUUUUGUGAUAUGUCUUGUUUACUCCCAAAUGGCCUGAAAGUGGUGAAUCAUGGGCUAAGUUCAGGACUUCGUUCCGGAAUGGUGUAGGAACGACUAUUUGAUGAACUAUCCUCCAUUCUUCGUCAGUUUUUGCGUCUGGAGGUCGCCAUUUUCUCAAAAGCAUGUCAUCUUGAAGGUAAUAAAAUACAGGAAAUUGUUCAGCUUCUUCUUGGGUCAAAGCGUUCUCUCGAAGUUUGACUAUUUCUGGCUCACACUUCUGCUCUUCAUUAAGUUGCAUUCCAGUUGGAGUCUUGUAAUUACCAGCCCCUUCAUUUAGACUGGCGAAAAAUGUUUUUACCAGGUCAAAUUCAGGAAGAAUGUUAUUGCAUUUUUGUGAAAUCUCUUUUUUGGGAGUCUUUGAAGUCAUGGCCCUUGUCACAGCACAUGCUUGAUACAAUUCUUGAUCUUCUUCCUGAUUUUCAGUUAAACAAUUUUCAUGAGUAACGAUGGGUUCGGCUAUUGCCUUCCCACCAGCUAAGUCAUUGCCUAGCAGCAACGAGAUGCCGUCCAAUGGUAAUGUUUGUCAGACACCCACAACCACAGGUCUUGAAACUAGGUCUGAUUUCUGAUUGAUGCUAUGUGAAGGUACAUCACUGCAUCCCAGCUCUACACCUCGUAACAGGAUGUUGCUCCCAGUAGCAGUAGAUUCAGACAAGGAAAGUAUGUCCUCAAGUAGCAAGGACUGUAAAGCACCUGCAUCUCGUAAAAUUUUGAUUGGUCGUAGACUGGACAAAUCACCUGGCAGUGAUACGAAUCCUUCCGAUAUGAAAGGCAUGAAGUCUUGUAUGACAUAAGUAGUUUCUCAUGUAGAAUUUUGGACCUUGGUAGGUAAACUCUUGUUGGAGUCUUGAGAACACUCGGCUAGGUUAGAGGAAGUAAAACUCUGGGUAGAGUCGUCAAAACUUGCACACAAGUCCUCAGUAAGACGCCCCCUGGAGGUAGACCUCUUCUUGGAGCAAAACGAUCUUGGCGACAAGCUCAUAACUCGCAGUCGAAGCAGGAACUUGGCUGGAGUCAGUAAAACAAGCCUUAUUGUUCAUUUUGAAACUCUUUGAUGAGUCGUGAUAAACCUCUUUGAAGUUUGCAUGGACAACUGGAGAGCAAAAACUCUUGAAUUUUGAAAAUGUGUUUCCAGAUGUAUGACGAGACGUACAAGCGGAAACUUUGUGUUGUGUACCAGGAAAUAUGGUCUUCUCAGUGUUCUUCUUGAGUUUUCAGCACUUAUCCCUCGUAUGUCCUUCUUUUUACAGUAGGCACAUGUGUCUUUUUCACUUGUUUCUUUUUACCAGGCGUGUAUGAUUUUUAUGGAGGUUUACUGUAAGUGGAUACGCUUGUCUUAUUGUGCCUGUCUUUUCUGGUUUCAAAUGGGUUCCUUGAAAGUUGAUGUCAGAUGGUGACGUCGUCAGCUAACACUGUGCUGUGUGUGCGUCACCUUCAACACGGUCUGCAAUAUGUAUUCGCACCUCUGUACGAACACAAUUCUUGAACUCUUCCAUCAGAAUUCUUGAACUUUUAAAGUCUGUGUAGGUGUUGGUUGCGUGGAGCCACUUGUCCAGGAGUCGUUCCUUUUCCCGGAGGAGCUUAACAUGAGUCUGGCCAUCGUGUUUCCACAGCUCCCUUAACUUUUUACGGUACGCUUCGGGGACACAUUCAUAAGCCUUAAGUAUUAAUGAUUUUACAAGGUUAUAGUCCCCGCGCUGUUCCGCGUUUAAAGACACAAAGACUUCAACUGCCCUUUCGGUCAAAGCUGGUUGAAGUAAGGUGGACCACAUAGUUUCAGGAAUUUUAAAAUUUUGGGCAGUUAUUUCAAACUGUGCAAAAUAUUGGUCAACCUCUUUUUCUCCAAAUUUAAUGAUUACUUUUGAAAAUUUAAUUGCAUCGCAACCAUGACCGGCUGGAGCCGUGAGUCUAUUUUCCUUUGCUCCCAUAUUGGCUGUUAUUUCCAUUUCUUUUAAUUUGAUUUGUAGCUCUUUCUGUGCUUCUAGCUUAAGCUGUUUACGCUCACGUUCUUUUUCUAGCUCCAGCUGUUUAAGCUCACGUUAUUUUUCUCUAUGGGCAUCUAUUUCCAUUUGUUUGAGCUUUAGUUGAAGCUCCAUACUAGGAUCAUGCGGUUGUGUGACUGAGGCCACUUCGUCCUCCAACAACACCUUUUCAUCAACUAAGUGGACGAUGAUCAUAUCUCGUACGGUCUUUUUUACUGCCGCUUGAGCUGCAUUCAUUCCUAGAGCUUUAGCAAUGGAAAAUAGCUCCUUCCUAGAACAUUUGUCUAAUGCAUCUACUGAUGGGUUUUCAACAUCAAAAUCCAUUUUUACACAGGCAAAAUAUAAAACUUAUUUUAAUUUUUUUUUUAAAAUAAGGUUAGUGAACACAUUUAUUAAAAUUAAAUUUAAAGAAAAUUGUAACCAGCUCUGUUGUUGGUACCGUAAAAUGGUAUUGUGUACUCAAAAUCAGUCUGAGUAUGUUAAAGUAAACAGUGGGUCUAAAUUCACAAACAAACACGCAAUGUAUUAUUAGUGUAUUAAAAGUUAUGGAUUCAGUUAUCCUCGGAAGAGCUCACAAUUGUUAAAAUUAAGGACUAAUGAGAAUAAAGUAUGGAUUCGGUUAUCCCUGGAAGAGCCCACAAUUUCUUAAAAUUGGGGACUGAAGAAAAAUAAUAAUAUUCAUUCAGUUAUCACGGACGAGCUACCACAAUUGUUACAAUUGGGGACUUGAGAGAAAUAAUAAUAUGGAGUCCGCUCUAUCCCGGAUGAGCAACCCAAUUGUUACGCACUGGCUUCUAAUAUGAGAAAUUAAUCUCCUAUUUUAAUUUUAAUUGGCUUGUUGUAAACAGCGCCCAACAGAGAACAAUACCAUAGAGUCAACAAUAUUAAAGAUACAACACCCAAAGCUGUUUCUAGUUACAAUUAAUAAGAUUUAUUAAGUCUUAAGAUAAUUACAAAAAAAAAACACAAAAUAUCAUUACAAAUCAUCAACUUACAGUAUGGUAGAUCUUGUACCGGUACACAGUUAACACAUAAUAAUGAGCCAAUGAAUAAUGAUGAAAUACGAAAUAAACACAUAAAUAAGAACACAAAGAAUAAUAUACGUCUCGUGAAGUUAAUAAAACUUAUCCUAAUCUCCGUCUCUCCGUCCUAGCCUUUUAAUCCCUUAUAUAGUUUGCGUAAGCCCUGCCUUCCAGAAAAAGACUUAUGACGUGUUGUUUACAUUUCUCGGGCUAUCGAGCACAUUCGAGAAACUACUCGGAAGACUGUCUAGCAUGUUUAAUUGGUAAGCACGGUUGUAAACAAGAUACAUCAAACGAAUAGGCCACGCCCAAAACAGAAGUUACUGUCUGCUAGGAUUCUAAUUUAGGUCAAGUAAAAUUCAAGCACGGGGAAUGUAUGCAACAUACAUGUAUACAUAAAUUCAAAACAAAUUUUCUGAUACAUUUGAUGGCCUCCCAUUGAUACAAACGACCCAUUAAUGUUCUGUCUUGUUGCUACAGUCAUUUCAAUGAUAAGAGUCUCUUUAUUUCUGCUAUAAACAUAUUUUUUAUUGUCAAAGCUGUUUUUUUAAUAAUGGAAAGUCCAAAAGACUCGCAACGCUAAAUGUACUUUUCUGAGUAAAAAUGCAUCCACAUUUAACAUUUGUAGCAUCUUAAGUCAUGUACACUAGUUAAUUUUUAGGUAAACUAUUUUACUAUACAAUGAACACACCAUCACGAUAUUCAAAUAUUUAAAAUACAAUUAAUAACUUAGAAUUGUGACAUUUUCCUUUUCUGUCAAGUCUUUUCAAUAACUCCCAGACUUAAUCAUCGCAUAUGUUCACUAACAGUUUACCUCUCUACUUUUACCGUAAUCCUUUUCAUUAUUUACUGAGAUUUUCGUUUCUUCAUCUUUGAAACAUAUGUAUGACCACAAAAUCACAAUUCAUAAUUAAAAAGACACAAAAAAAACAACAACUAAACUUAAACUUAGAGAUUUCGUGAUACAAUAAAUUAAGAAUAAUCCUAGGAUAAUAUAAAACAAAUUGUGUUCCAAUAUUUAUUAUUUACUUAACAUUAUUCAAGCAACGUUAUGUAUCAUUCUUAGAUGAGAUUACAAAUAAUUUUAAAAGAGAAAGAGAAAUUACGUACUGCUUUUUACAGAUGUAACCGACGCCAAGGGACGUCUAUUUGUCAAUGGUCGAGAACUGACCAUACAGCACGGCCACUGUGCAACAGAAGUUUCUGAGGAUUUUGUAUCAGUUAUUUUUUCAUGUGAAAGUAAAGCAACACCAUGUAUGAUACAACUGUCGUCUAGUGUCAACAAUGAAACCUUUGGAGGCGAAAACGUUAUUUACUACCAAACACAAACUUUUCCAUCUAUACUUGUUUUAAAUGUCAAGUACGCAGCGUGUCUUUUGGAUAAAGAAGUUAACCACUUUAAAUGCUUGAUUGCAGUAAAAAGAAGUAAGUUAGAGCUAUUUUUUUGAUAAUGUGUCACACACAGAAAUGUAUUCGAUGUUUAAAAUAAUUUACAUUAUUUUUAUUAUUAGUAUAAAUUGUAUUUACAAUAAAUAACCUAUUUUAUUAUUAUGAGACUCUUUCCCGUAUUACUCGUGCAAUAAUUAUACACCAGUUACGCUCAUCUGUCAUUGCGUAGUUUUGCUUGUUCUUGUUCAAAUUUUGACGAAUUGAAACUAUAAAUAUUUAUUUUAAAAAAUCUAUAAAAGAACUGUCCUAUCUCUUACAUCAUUUAAUUGUUCGAUAUUGCCAUCCUCAAAACAAUAUUCUACUUCCAUUUUAUAUAAAAUUGCACUUUAUUUACUGAAUGGCCGUACUUUCAAAAUUGGGCAUGCCUCACACACAGAUAUCUGUUACAUAAGGUUUUUUUGCCGUUGGGUGGCCGAGUGGUCUAAACUGAGCAAAUCUCAAGUUGAUGGUCUGGAGUUCAAUUCCAGCCAUAGCCCAGUCAAGCAAAAAUACAUCACCAGCACCCCGGGUGGAUGGGAUCCGUUAACCCUGGCUGUUAACUCAUCUAAGGGCCGAGCUGGAUCAUCCAAAUAAUGUUCCAUUGGAUUAUCUAGCGGUGUGGAUUUCGUGGAUUUUUUCAUCGGAAGCCCACACCAUCGUCACAGUGUGCGAGCAAAAAAACGAAAAACAACAACAACAAAAAAAAACAACUUUUCUUUGUAAGGCAAACAGCCAAAACUGUAUUCUCUAGCUACACACAUUCAAAAUAAAUGGUUAAAAAUAAUUGGAGAAAGGGGAAAUGUUGCCACUUUUAACACUCCGUAAAUGUUACCACUUGUGAUCCGAGCCUCCGUUAUUUCAUGUCCAGCAGUUUGGGAAUCGGGAACACCCAGACCCAGACAUCCAAUCAGAAAGCUCAGCAGAUACGACACGCCUGUAAAAAAAUUAAACUAAAAAAUGGGCAUAACAUCUUUACUUAAACUAUUUAUGACAAACUAAUAAUUUGGAGCAAUUUUGCAUUUAAAUCACUUAGGACUUAAUGUUUGCAGUAACUGGAUUAAAAUAUUUGAGGGCAAAAAUUCGAUUCAAAUAUGCAAAUUAUAAACAUUAAAUUUCUGUUCAAUGUUGUAUUAAUAUUUUGUUUAAAUUUUUCCAUUUUUAUUAUAUAUAUAUUAUACUGCUAUUUGAAAUGAUUGUAAAUAAAGACUAUUUAAAAUUAUCGUAUUGCUUAUAAGUCACUGAAUGAAAAUGUUUAUUCGUUUCUUAAGUACUAUCACUGUUAUUAUAAAUCAUAAAUUUUUUUACAGAUAUAUGCAGGAAACAUACAUUCACGUUUACAGCUCUAUCUGACGUUGAUUUUUACUCUAUGCAUAGCAGAACAAGUGAUAGUGUCUGUAAAUCUGGAGUGCUCAAUAACAUUGACAUGAUUCACUUAACUUGCAUUGUUCCAUGUUGUCUAAAUAUCGAUGGCGAACACACAAUGGAAUUUGCACUAAUCAACGAAAAAGAAUAUAAACCAAAUGUAAAUAUUGACAUCUCUUUUAAUGCAUUCAUAUGUACCUGGCUGUUAUUUGUCUUUUCAAAGAAUUAAUUUUAGAAGUACGAAGAAAAAUUAUUCUGGCUAUAAAUUUGCUGUGUACAUGUGUAUCUUUUUUUUUUUUUUUUUUUUUUUUUUUUUUUAAUGCGGUUCAAUUUUUUUUUUUUUUUUUUUUUUUUUCUUUUUUGCAAUGCGGUACGAUUAUUUUAUUUAUCAACACACUAACACGACUAUUUGUAAAAGCAUAAUAAUGUAUAACGGUGAAUCUAUAUAAUUUAUUUUUUUAUCAAGGCAUACUAAAUUAUUCUGAAAUUGUUCGCUUCACACCUGAAAAAAUGUUUUAAAAAUGUGGGUUAAAUAUUAUUUAUUUUAUAAUAUUCAUUUAAUGAAAAUGUUGAGUCUGCUCUCAAGAGCAUAAAACAUUGAAGCAAAUCUCCAAUAUUUACAAACAAGUUCGCAUUUUGUCAGCGAUCCGAAGAAGUCUGUGUCACGUUUUGGAUUUGAUUUCAGUCAAAGUCGAGAAACUGAAUUCGCAAAACCACGGAUUUACCAAGAACAGAAGAAUUUUGCAUGCUUUAUAAGUGAUUGCAGGUUAUGAUUUCUUGAAUUAAAUCCAAAAUUUGUCCAAGCACUCUUCACUAAAAUUGACUGAUAAAAAAUGUAUAAUACCUUGAAUCAAUCACGUACUCUCCCUCUUCAAUUGUAAGGUUCGUUAAUUCCAAUUAGAUUGAUAACUAAUCCAUAUUCGCCAAGCUCAAGUGAUGGGAAAUUGCUUGAAAUUUAAACUGUAGCCCGCUCAGAGUUUCGAGAAUUUCAGGAACUAUUUUCUGCUUUCAAUGUUACUCAAUGAGUUUAUGGAAAACCAAGGUUUUGUUUCAAAGUUUUACGUCUCCAAAGUAACAAAUUCUGAUCAGAAAUCUGUAGCUUCAAUCUUUGAAAAAAUAUUUACCGUUUACCGAUGAAUAUUGAAUGCGCAAUUUCAGAGAAUUUAGUUUCUUGAAUAAAACUGAGAGACUGAACAUUUAGCCAAAAAAAUUUGUGAUCAAAAGAAAAUUCAAAGUCUAGUUCUUCGACCUCAAAGAUAUAGUCCGUUAUCCCUCACCAGCGUGGUCUGCAAACUGUUGGAGCACAUAAUCGUAAGCCCAGUCAUGAAGCAAAUUGAACGCCAGAAUAUACUCAAUGAAUAUCAACAUGGCUUCUGAGUCAAUAGAUCAUGUGACAUCAAGCUCCUUGAAUUUGUAGAAGACAUAUUGACCAAGCAGCUUAGCUGAGUGUGAAAUGAGCUGGGACUUGGAAUGUCACACUGUGAGUCUCUAGAAUUUGUACUCUCUAUAUCGCCAUUAAGAACUGUAUGGCCAUAUACUUGAGCCAAUUUCCUCCGUAAAGUACCUGGGUGUUACCAUUCAAGGAGAGGUUCAGGAAUAAAUAAGUGUUUCUAGCAUGCUGGAAACUCUAGGCUGGUCACCAUUGGAGGAACGACGACGACUAUUCAGGUUGUCCAUAAUGCACAAGAUAAAUAAAGGUUUGGUACAUUGCUCCAGCAUUAAACAGAAAUUCGUCCGUCCCCCCAUAGACAAAGACUAGGUCAUGACAGACAAUUCCAGCUCUUACCUGGAAGAACAACAACACAAUGCACAGACAUAUUUCAAAUCACUUCUACAUGCAUAGGUGCCAGAAUGAUCAGUAUAUUGAUCGUGGGCCUUUAGUAUAUAGAGAUGAAGAAAAAGGUAAUCACUUAAACUUUUUAGCUUAGUGAAACGCCUGAAAAAAUUUCCUUUGUUACCAACGAACUUCCUUGUUGUACAGAAAUUACUUGAACUUUAAAUUCAUCGCAUUACAAAGCAAAAAGAAAAGUCAAGAUUGAAGCGGUUGAAAUUUCGGAAAAUUCCGGACUUGAAUGACUUAAUUCAUGACAGACUGCAAAUAUUUUGGCAAAGUUUUCAAAAUUUGUUUGAUAAUGGAAGCGGAAUUUUAAUAAAAAAACAGAACUGGUCAUGCAUUAAAAUAUAUUUGGGAGGUUUUGAUGAUUUCAAAAUGAGUUCUUUUUUUAAAAAAAUAUACAUUAUAUAUAUACAAACAUUAUUUGUAUGUAUAUUUUUCAUACCUAUGUAUACCGCAAUAUAUAUAUAUUUUCUAAUUGUUUACAUACAUACUUAUUUUAAAAAAAGUCAUAACUCAAGCACCAUUUAAAUUGUUGUUUUUUUAAAUAAACAGAAUUGGGCAGCCUUAAAUACACUUUAAUUUGAUAUUAAUGUUUACUGACAAGUCGAAAAUCAUUUUCCUUUUUACUCUGUAUACUUCCCUCCCCCUAUCACGUGGGAUGCACACAAAAAAAUAAUAUCAAACAGAAAAUAAAUUUCUUUGAAUCCCUAACAUUUUUAACGAUAUAUUUUGUUAGUUAAGACAAGCAAUCAAACAAAAAUAUCAACUGUUUUAAUAUUUUUCAAAGCUCUCGUGGCACACCUGUGAAAUUGUUGCUGAAAACGAUUGUUUUUGGGUCACAUAAAUUUAGAAUCACUGAUGAAAAGGUUUUAAAAAAUAGGAAUUUAGCUGUAGGAGAAGAACCAUUAUAAGCUAAUUUUCAUUUGAAUAAUGUGUGUAUAAAUAAUUUUAUCAUUAAACAUUUUUAAUAAGAAGAUUUAACGUUCAGUAGAUUUAUUUUCUUAAAUCGACUUUGCAUAAAGAUAUACAAUUUUAAAACAUGCAAAACAAUAUCAAAUAAAAUAAUAUUAAAAGGUAAAAUAUAUUUCUCUCUUCAUGUUAAUAUAACAUUUUCCUUCCAGCCUUGGCCAUUGUUUAUCGAUAAAGAAUGCAUCCCAAGUAACGAUGUGUGCUAUUUGAAUGGUGACAACAUUGUAUUUUCCCGCAAGAUUUUGGCAAACAAAAAUUUCAAUGAUGCUUAUUUACGAUGUUCUUUAAAUAAAUGGGAAGGAAUGCAGUCGUACCAUUUACCAAAAAUAUACGGUAAAUAUAAAAUGAGAAAUAAAACUAAAUUUAACUACGUAGAAAAAUAUAUUUAACAAAAAAUUUGAGCUUAAAUAAAUAGUUUAUCCAUUGAAAAGAAUAAUGAAUUUAAAAUCAAAGAAUUGAGAUAGUGCGUAUGCAUAUAGUUAUAAACUUAAACGGCAGAUAAUAAUUUUUUGAGAUGUUUAGUUAACGAACAAAAAUCUUAAAUAAUGGACAAGGAAAUAAUUUAAAUAUGUCCUCUCCUUAAAUUACCAGUCUCUGAGAGGAUUAGCACCAAAAAAACACAAUUUGUAUAAUUUAUUUCCAGAUAUAAAGGAUGCACAAGGCAAACUGUUUAUAAAUGGUAAACAAAUUUCGUUAAAUAAACAAUGUGAAACUGAAGUUUCCAAUCAGUUUUUGUCAAUGAUAUUUCUUUGUGAAAGUAAAGCAACUCCUUGUUUGAUAGAAAUCUCAACAAAUAACACAAAAGAAAUAUUCAACAACAUGGCUGUCUUUAAUGAAAGCUAUACAGAUUCUUCUGAACUUAUUUUAACCAUAAAGUUCGCUGCUUGUAGAUUGGAUAAAGAAUUUCAUCAAAUCUCCUGCAGUAUAAAAGUAAACAUAGAUAACACAAUUUCAUCAGGUAAUUUGUAACUUAGAGUUUACCCUUUAUUGAAUGGUAAUUUACGUACUAAUAUACUAACUAUUGGCAUUUAUAAUUUAAGAAAAAUAAUAUUUUAAAGAUACCGAUUAUAAACCCCACCCCAAACGAAAGUAUUAAAACUUUAUAAUCUUGUUAUACUUAUAUUUAUAAAUUUAUGCUGAAAACUGUCUUUGUUCCUUAGUUCCAAUUUGGUUAUCUAUAGUGAUAACAUCACUGAUAUCGGUUGUUGCAUUCCUUCUUGGAGUGACAACGAUAGUUUUGCAUAUGUAAGUAUAAUAAGAAAAUCAUUUUUGAUUCUAGAGUAUGUAAAAAUACGUUCAAAUUACGUGCCAAACAUGUGGGAAUUUUACUUAAACGAUUUUAAACCGUGUUAACGAAACGUUACUGAUAAAAGACUAGGGUCAAAGAUCGUCUAUAAAAAAACAAUAAUAACAAAUAAAUCAGCUUUUCUAGGAUAGUUACUGUUCAAAUAUCAUAAAACAAGAGAGAGAAUAUAAGAAUUAGCUGUAAAGAAGUGUUGUAGUCAUUUAUUCCAUUUCUUUUUUUUUUUUAUUUGGGGGCGGGGGGGGGGGGUAAAAAAGCCCUUUGGCCUUUUUUUUUCUUUAAAAAGUAGACAUAAAUUAUAGGCCUUAUAAGCUUUGAUUUUUAUUUUUUUUUUUUAUUUGGGGGCGGGGGGGGGGGUAAAAAAGCCCUUUGGCCAUUUUUUCUCUUUAAAUAGUAGACAUAAAUUAUAGGACUUAUAAGCUUUGACUUAUAUUUUUAUUUUCAAUUAUUUGUAAGGGCAGCAUUAAAAAAAAAUUCCCAUCUGAGUCUGUUAUUAAAAUUUGAUGUAUCUUUAAAUCACGGUAUAAUAUUAAAUAGAGCGUGGGUUAUUUGAUUAAAAAUGUGAAGUUUGGAUCUGUUUUUUUUUUUAUUUUAGAUAAAGCUAAUGGGAAAAUCUUGCGUGAAAGAAGUCAAUGUUGAGAAACAAUAUAUUCGUACCUCAUACACAUACUGUGCUCUACCGUACAGUAAAUUAUAUACCGUUAUCUUCAAUGAUAAAUUGGGGUUUGGUGUAAUAAAUAAUAACUGUACAGGCUGCUGUAUCUUUUCUUUCUGCAAAAUUGUCUGUGUCAAAACAUAGAUCAUGGGCAAUUAGAAUUAAAUCAGAGGUCACUUUCUUCUUUUAUAUAAACAACUACACUGACCAAUAAAUUUGAUGACUUCAUUACUCCAGUCACGCCAAAACACGUAUACAAAAAUCUUGAUUUUACCGGGAUUAUGUGGCUGAGGACGGUAAUGUUUCUCCAUACAAAACGCAUCGCGUAAAAUAGUUAUAUAUUUUUACGGAUUCCUUUUCGGGUGUUACGCACUGACUUGUAUUGGGAGAAAUUAAUCUCCUAUUUUGAUUUUAAUUUGGUUCGUUGUAAACAGUGCCUAACAAAGGACGAUACCAUAGAGUCAACAAUAUUAAAGAUACGACGCAAAACAGUUUCUAGUUACAAUUAACAAUAUUUAUUAUGUCUUAAGAUAAUUACAAAAGAAAAGAAAAAUAUAAUUACAACCUUCAACUUACAGUAUGGUAGAUCUUGUACCGGUGCACAGUUAACACAGUUAGAAUAAUGUGCCAAUAAAUAAUGCGAAAUAAACACAUAUGGGCACACAAAUACACAAAGAAUAAAACACGCCUCGUAAUGUUAAGAAAAUCUAUCUGAAAUCUCCGUCCUUGUCCGUGCCUGUCAAUCGCUUAUACAGGUGGGUCUACCGACGCCUAAGCCCUGCCUUCUACAAGCUACAUGACAUUUCUAGAAAAAUCCCAUCUAUUCUACAAAACACUACUUGGAACAGAUUACUUAUUUUUAGUAGCUGGCGGUGUAAACAAGAAUACAUCAAAAGCCUAAGCCACACCCCUUUGUGAACACAGCGUCUCAUGCGGGGUCAAUCAGAGGGCACGCACGAGAAAUAUUAUGUAAAUAAGCUCUCUAUAACACGGGUAACCGAAGUUUUGAAUAACUGGCAUUUCAAAAUUUUUUGAAAUACUCUAAAUAACAUUUUUCCUUUUAUUUUCAAUUUGUGUUUAAGUCAACCUCAUUACAGGAUUAUUUUUAAUUACUUGAAAUGUAUCAUCUUCUUUUAAAAUUAGCAAAAGCAGGCUUUUUUCUGGACUACUAGGAAGUAAGUCAAUUAUCAACACAUCUUUUGUAUUAGUCUAUCUCUUAUUAUUACAUCGUUUCAUUACACGCUCGUUGUCUUUCAGCACAUCUAUUUCUUUCCCUCCUUACAUAUUUAUUAUGUAUUUCGUAAAGAAUAAAUUUUAAAACAGGUGGUGUUUAUAAUGAUAUUAGUUAAAUUUUAAUAUUACAUUGAAAAUGUCAAUAGAGCAUACUAAACUGAUGGGACUCAAAUUUUUCCUCAUGGAAAUGUGAUUUUUAAUCUAAAACUUUUCGUAAUAUUUGCUUCUGUUUUAUCGUCGGACCAUUAAAUUUAAAAAUAUUUUUGCUCUUUACUUUGCAUCUUUAUAUUAGAUACUUAAAAUGAAUGGUUCGGAUUUUAAAUGAUUACUUUUAAAUAUAAAAUUGAUUGAAGUUUUACGUUAAAAAAAAUUAAACACAAUCUAGUCACUUUUUACAACAAUAAAAAAAAAAUAAAAAAAAAUAAAUAACUUUUUAAAAAAAAAAAAAAAAAAAAAAAAAAAAAAAAAGUGUUCUCUUCUCUUAAAAAUUGUUAUAUUACCAUAUUAUUUUAUUAUCACAUACAAUUAACGUCCACUGCAACUGAUUUAUUAAAAUUAGCGAUUAUAUUAAAAGAUAAUUUUAAAAAAUAGUUUCAACUUUCAAAUUAUUUAUAAAAAAUAUAUACGCAACACAAUAUGGCAAUUAGUCUAUACAUUUUACGUCAACUAAAUACACAAAAUCAUUUUAAUGAGAACUAUUUAAACACUCUUUUUCAAAAACAAUCACUUUAAGAAAUACAAGAUUAACUGUAUUAUAGAUAGUCUAUAUUUAUGUAACUUAUAGGAAUUCUGCAUUGUGUGAAGAGGAGAUGAAAUUUAAAUCAUGAAGGGACAUAGGAGUAAUUACGUUUAAUGGUAAGAAAAUUAAUAGAAAUACAGUUUUAGUUUAUGGUAUCUAAAAAAAGUAAAUGAAUUAUUAAGAGUAAAAUAAAUUAAAUAAUUAUUUAACAUUUACUAAUCAAAUGUUUCUAAAUUUAUAGUCUAUUUUUUCUAUUGGUAAAAUCCAUCUCCGAAACCAAAAGAAAAAAAAAAUAACUGUGAUACUGUAAUAAAAACAAAAUUUAAAUAAUUGUUAUAAUUUUAAUUUUUUUUUAAAAAUUGAAAGUCAUGCUGGUUUUGUUCUGGUACAUAUUUAUCUUUAUCAGCUUGUAGUAAGUUGAGUAAAAACUUUUUUUAAAAGAUAGUUUAAACAAAAAAAUUAAAUAUCUUUGCUUUAAAAUGUCAUUUGCUGCUGGUGAAAUCUUUGUAAAAUUACAAUGUCACUUUCAGCUUGUUAUUAAUUGUGAUGUUAAUUUGCAUAUAUUUUAUUUUAACUAACAUUAAGCGGAAUAGUUUUAUUUUAAAAUUCUUUCAUACAACUCAAUCAUAUUUAUUUGAUUUAUUUUGUUAAUGUGUCUCCUACUAUUUUCAAACAACGUACCAUUUCAUUGCUUAAAAAAAAUGAAACAUUUAGUUUUUGUUAUUGAAACAAAAAGAAAAUUUUAGUAAUUAAAUUAGCUUAGUGGUUGUCUUAUUUUUUUUUUGUAGUUUAAGAUUUUACAAAGGAUGUCUGGUUUUAGUUUUGAAAAGAAAUAAUGUUUUUGGUUAUUUAUUUUUACUAAGCAAAGAUGGGAUGUUUAAAAAUAUUUUUUCAUAUAUAUUUUUGAAAAAAAUAAUAAAAAGUAAUAUUUAUUUUAUAUUAUAAAGUUUAAAAAUAUUGAACACUCCGUAUGAUUUUGCAACUUGCUUUCAUGUCUGACCUUAGAUCAUGGGAAAAAGGAGGGGGGGGGGGUUUCAACUGACUUUAAGAACUAUUACUGACAAAAAUAUAUAUUAAAAAUUGAUAGCCAACACAAAAAGGGGCUGUUAAAAAUAAAAUAAAAUGGCUCACGCUAUUUAGAAAUAAUUCCAUGGCUGAUUUGUCUCUGCUGCUGUGAAUUAUGCUAGGUACUAAUAAUUAAAAAGGAAUAUCACAUUAACGAAUAGUAAAUAAUUGAUAUCACAGGAUAACCAUGCACAGUAACAUAAUAAACCCAUCUGAAACAUAUGAGCCAGAAUGAUCAAUUCAUUGAUCGUGGGCCCUCAAAAUAUAGAAGAAAAUAAUAUGUUUUUCAAGAACCGCAAAGUGCUUGCUCUUUACGUUAUUAAUAUGUAAUGGUUUUGUCCCUUUUACCAAUUGAUACAUUUAUUUCAUCUGGAAUAUAUUAAACUACAUACUUUUAGAUGUCCCUUCUGAAUUUUUUAAAUUACCUUGUUCAACCAAAAGCAUUAACUUUUUAAGUAAAAGAGAUAUAACCGUUAUAAUUGUAAAUGGGCUAGUUCAAGAGACCUCAAAGUGCAGCCCAAAGGCCAGUUCCGAAUCGCCAAGCAUCCAACGCACUUAUCUGCCAUACAAAUAGCAAGUACAAAUAUGCUAACGAACAUUGCGAUCUCAUCAGCAUAAAUGAUUACUUUACUCAUGUUGCAUUACUAAAAGUUUUAAAUUCAUUAAAGUUUUAAUUUAUAAAAAAAUAUGUGUAUCCUCUUUUUAACACCAAACUUAAAUAUGUGCAGUUUGCAGUGAACCGUCCUCCUGAUGAAAAAGUUUGAGGAACCCUGAACUAGUUUAAGUUUCUAAAACACUCAUACAAAAGUAGAUAAAUCAAAUGUAACAAUUUCAAACAUGUUUCAUUCAAGAAAUGUAUUAAUUAUAAAUAGUUUGGCAUUUUCCAAUGUUUAUAUGUCAUCGAAAGUUUAUUUUUUUUAAUAAGUCCAUUAAUCGAUUUACUGUGAUAAGCCAAUUUUUGUGUUGUUUAAUUAUUUUUGAUGACUUUGCAUGCAUUUUAAUAGUGUUUUAGGUUUAUGAAACAUUUUUUUUUUGAGUAACUUUUAAAUUUCUGAUAAUAAGACCUCUCUCUUGCUUAUUUCUCGCACACUACACUGAAGCUGUUCAUUUUGAUUUUUUUCCUGUAUGUGUUUGUUUAAAAAGGCUUCUCUCCAACACUUUUGUUGUUUUAUAACCUCUUUUUUGAGUUUCUCCAAAACUGCCCUUCCCAUAUUCCUUUCAAAUUUCUUGAACAUCUCUAUUUUAAACAUAUAUUGUUAUUACCUUUGUGCCAUUAAAUAAUUUAAGCUAUUAUUUUUUGUUGUUUUGGUUUUACAUUCCAUUACUUACUUUUUUAUAAUCAGUUUUACAAACACAUUAGAUCUGUUGUUUUAUUAAUUAACUUUUUAAUAUUAAAUUUGUUUUAAUUUGUAUAUAUAUUCGCUAAUACCCUCUUGUUUUCUAUAUUAAAAAGGUGUUUCAUAGAUUUUAGUUACUUGGUCUUAUAUAUAUGUGUGUGAAUCGUUUAUUUACUUUUUUUUCUUGAAAAGUGUAUUAACUAUCCAUUACAGAAACAAGACAAAACAAAAAUGUACAGUAGUACAUUUUGUGAUAUGAAUCUCGAGAAAUAUAUAGAUCAUUUAUGCCGGUAUUAAUGUACGUCAUUAAAAAACGUCAUUUCUGCAAGAUAAAUGAAUUUUUCUUUUGUUUUUUAUCUUACCGGUACCAUAAUCAUUAAAUUACAAUUAAGACCAAAAUUUUAUAAAGAUACAUUUAACCUUUUUUUAAUUUUUAGUUAUAUUAUG
This is a messenger RNA of Lymnaea stagnalis (great pond snail), 21125 nucleotides long. The record is from the annotation of a GenBank genome assembly. Lineage: Eukaryota; Metazoa; Mollusca; Gastropoda; Lymnaeidae.